Messenger RNA from Closterium sp. NIES-65, 2139 nucleotides. The record is from the annotation of a GenBank genome assembly. NCBI's taxonomy places the organism in Eukaryota, Viridiplantae, Streptophyta, Zygnematophyceae, Desmidiales, Closteriaceae.
AUGGCCCCGUCGCCGCCCCUUUGCCUCGUCGCCGCCCUUCAGCGGCCCCAUUGCCGCCCUUCCACGGCCCCGUCGCCGCCCUUUCGCAGCCUCGUCGCCCCCCUUCAGCGGCCUCGUCGCCACCCCUCAGCGGCCUCGUCGCCGCCCUUCAGCGGCCUCAUUGCCGCCCCUUGCGGCCCCGUUGCCGCCCUUCGCGGCCCUGCCGCCCUUCCUCGGCCCCUCAGCCGCCCUUCCCGGCCCCGUCGAGCAGCCGAGCCGCCGUCACCGCCGAGCCGCCGAGCCGCCCUUGCCGCUGUGCCGCCGAGCUGCCGAGCCGCCGAGCUACCGAGCCGCCGAGCCCCUGAGCUGCCGAGCCGCCAAGCCGCCUUGCAGCCGAGCUGCCGAGCCGCCGAGCCGCCACGCCACCGCAGCCGAGACGCCGCAGUCCCUACCGUCGCGGUCCUGUCCCUGCCGGCCUGCCUCGGCCCGCCCCACCUGCUUGAUGAUUUGCAGCUUUUCCUACAGUGCGAUAGGACAGACGGUCUCUCUCUGUUUGACCUCACCUCUGGUGCCUCUCCUGCCCCUGCUGUUGAUGCUGACGCCACUGUUCGCUCACAGUGGACCACGAGCGAUGCUGCUGCUUGCCUUGCUGUGCGCCGCCACUUACCGACCGCUGAACGCGCGCAUUUUAGUCAGUACAAGAGUGCUAAGACCUUGUACGACGCUGACGUUGCACGCUACUCUUCCCCUGCCACUGCUGCUCUUAGCCGCCUCAUAAUGCCGUACCUCUUCCCUGACCUCGCCGCUUUUCCCACAGUCGCUGACCUCAUUACGCACCUUCGCACUAGUGACAUUCGCUACCGCGCUGCGCUUCCCGCUGAGUUCUGCGCCAAGAACCCCCCCCCCAUGUACAUCACCCUCUACUACAUAGUCACCCAGCUCCUUGACACCCUUCGCUCGGUCAGGGACCACUUCCUCUCUGUUUUCCCCACAACCCUCACCAUUGACCUCCUCGAGGAGCGCCUCCUAGCAGCAGAAAAGAGUAUAGUCGCUGUAGGAGCCUCUCGUGGUGACCCUCAUACCCCUGUCUUUGAGGGGUGCUCCCCCUCCCCCCUCUUGCCCUCUGUUGCCUCUUCUGCUGCGGGUGACCUCGUUGGUCUUGAGUCGGUCGGCGCGGCAUCUGCCCCUAGCGGGAAACGCCGCUCAAGCAAGGGCAAGGGGGGCAAGGGCGUUGGAGGAGCUGGCGCGGGCGGUGGAGGCGGCAGUGGAGGCGGCAGAGGGGGUGGGGGUGGCGGUGGGAGUGGUGGCGGGAGUGGGGGCACUAGUGGCGGCAGUGGAGGCGGAGGAGGCGGCGGCGGUGGCGUUGCGAGCGGAGGUGGUGGAGGUGGAGGCGGUGGUGGAGGUAGCGGGGGCGUAGGUGGAGCUGGUCGAGGCGGCUCUUCGCAGAGGGUCGGCUCCGGUGGUGGUCAACGCCAGCAGCAGCAGCAGGAGCGCACUCGUAAAACCCCUUCCCCCCAGCAGCUUCGUGAGUGGUACACUGCUCGUCAGCGGGGUUGGGGUGCUGGCCCCUGUACUUACUGUUUUCCGCCUGACCCGGGCAUUGAGGCUGCUGCUCUAGGUGCUGGUGAGGCUGCUGCUCUAGGUGCUAGUGAGCCUGCUCCCCCAGGUGCUGGUGAGUCUGCGCUCUCAGGUACCGCGUCGGCUCCGGCCACCCACACCUUCACCUUUGACUCGGGUGCUUCCCGCUCCUUCUUUCGAGACCGCACCACACUUACGCCGCUUAGUCGGCCAGUGGCAGUCCCCCUGGCAGACUUCUCUGGGGGUCCUGUCCUUGCCCACUUCUCCACUAUUCUACCGUGUCCGGCGAACCCUUCUGGCACCCUGUCGGGUCUUUACCUCCCCUCGUUCUCUACGAACUUGGUGAGUGGUGCUGACCUCCAGGAUGGAGGGGCUCACCACUUCACUCCUGCGAGUCAGCGAGUGACCCACUGUACCUGUGCUCGGACGGGCCGUCACUUGGCCACGUUUACCCGUCAGCCGGGGUCGAGCCUGUACACACUGACUACUGAGUCUCCUCCGGUCGCUGAGUCUGCUCAGGUAGCCGCGUCGGGUCAGGUGUUUGCUGCACCGUUGUCACAUUUGCAUGAAUGUGAAGGGUAA